AUGAGUGGAAAUGAAAAGAAUGAACGCUUUUUAUUGAGACUUCGUACUAUAGAAGAUAUGAAAAAUAGUCACUACAAUGUGAUGGUGAAAGAAGAAUUUGAAAAGUUUCUAACUGAAGUGGAAGAGGCAAAAUUCGCGGCAAAAAAGACACCAGUACAAUAUAAUAGACUAAAACGCUUUAAUGUCAUUGAAGUAUGUGGUAUCAAGAAAUUAGUUACGAAUACCGAGCCAAUGAAAUAUUACGUACCCGCUGAAGAAAUCUACGAUAUUAUUGAUGCUGCUCAUAUUUCGAUUGGUCAUGGAGGCCGUGACAGACUCAAAAAUGAAACAUCAAAGAAAUAUGCCAACAUCACAAAAGAAAUUAUAAAUAUUUUUCUUUCCAUGUGUGAAGUGUGUCAAAGAAAUAAAAGCAAAAAAAGGAGAGGGUUGGUUUCAAAGCCAAUCUUGCACACUGAAAUGAAUAGUCGAUGCCAAGUCGACCUCAUAGACAUGCAGUCUCAAGAUGAUCGGGGACAUAAAUUCAUCAUGGUGUAUCAGGACCACCUCACCAAGUUUGUGAUUCUAAGAGCUCUUACCACAAAAAGAGCCACGGAAGUGGCGUAUCAUUUGAUGGAUAUUUUUUUAACUUUUGGAGCCCCAUGUAUUCUUCAUUCCGAUAAUGGAAGGGAAUUCGUGAAUUCGAUAAUAAAAGAGUUAGCAUCUUAUUGGCCUGAACUGAAACUUGUAAAUGGAAAGUCGCGUCACAGCCAGAGCCAAGGUUCGGUGGAAAGGGCGAAUCAAGACGUGGAAAAGAUGCUGGCUUCCUGGAUGCAGGAUAACAAAACAACUAAAUGGUCAGAUGGCUUGAGGUUCGUUCAAUUCAUGAAAAAUAGAGCAUUGCACUCAGGAAUAAAGCAAUCUCCGUAUCAAGCAAUGUUUGGUACUGAACCUAAAGUGGGGUUGACAACAUCGAAUCUGCCAUUUGAAUUACUUACAAAACUAAAUAAUGAGGAGGACUUGGAAAAAGCAAUCAAAGAGAUGCGUUAUAAUUUUGAAGAUAGAGACAACCUAAGUGAGCAAGAGCAAAAUGAAAACGAAAACAAUAAUGAAGAACACGAACCAGAAGAAUAUGAAAAUGAAGAAAAUCAAGCAGAAAAAGAUGAAAAUGAAGAAAACCAAGCAGAAAAAGAUGAAAAUGAAAGGAGCGAAACGAAUGAAAAAUAUAAGUGA
Messenger RNA from Aricia agestis (brown argus), 1209 nucleotides. Its product is annotated as KRAB-A domain-containing protein 2-like. Gene Ontology annotation, biological process: DNA integration. NCBI's taxonomy places the organism in Eukaryota, Metazoa, Arthropoda, Insecta, Lepidoptera, Lycaenidae. The record is from RefSeq and is a predicted model, not a curated record. The transcript is spliced from 2 exons. Gene Ontology annotation, molecular function: nucleic acid binding. The coding region runs from base 1 to 1209 and encodes 402 amino acids.